Molecule: messenger RNA, 1345 nt
Organism: Clunio marinus
Lineage: Eukaryota; Metazoa; Arthropoda; Insecta; Diptera; Chironomidae
Source: the annotation of a GenBank genome assembly
AUGCUUGAAAAGUUUCUUCUUCUCUUGCUCCUUCAUUCAUCAACAGCUUUAUUUGAGAGUUGCGAUAAAACCUUUGAGCUUGAGACGGAUGAGAACGUGACGAUAAGCUCAUUCGAUACUUUGAAUCUCUUCAACGCUUCAUCAUGUCGCUACACCGUCAGUGCACCUGUAAAUUAUAUUAUCGAUGUAACUUGUGUCAUACAAAUUGAUCAAUCAGAAUCUCACAAAUGUCCACUUAAGCGAUUCUUUUUAUCACUUGAUGGACAUAAAGACUUAAGGAAUUCUGAUUAUUUUUGUAAUCGUUAUGGAGCUCGAAGAAAAUUUCGCAGGCGAAGUGUUCUUAAUCGAUUAACAAUGGCUUAUGUCACUCAAGUUGACGUGACUAAUGAUCGUUAUAUUUGCUCCGUAAGAAGAGUUCUGUCGCCAUGUGAUUGUGGAUGGUCGAGGAAGGCACGAAUAUUCAAUGGAAAUGACGCAAAUCUUCAUGAAUUUCCCUCAAUGAUUGCGCUGGUCGCAUUGCCAAUAAAUCGUGUGUUUUGCGGGGGUGUAAUCAUAAGUGAACGAUGGGGAUUAACAGGUGCACAUUGUUUCAAUGAAGAGCUCUAUGCUGAUCUGUCUAAUGUUGCUGCUUACGUUGGCGAACAUGACUUAAGUUCUUCAAGCGAAACAAUCUACACAGAAUCUUACGAGCUUGAAAAAUAUGUGCGACAUGAGAAUUAUUCCCGAGAAGCAUACGAACAAGAUUUUGACAUUGCUUUGAUACGGACUGUUAAAGCAAUCGUUUUUAAUGCUGCUGUUGCACCAGCAUGUUUACCAUGGGAGUUUCAAGAAGACUCGUUUGACGGGAAGUUUGUCACCGUCACUGGUUUUGGUCUUUUAGAUUUUUUUGGUACUCCAGCGAAAAUUUUACAGAAAGUUUCUCUUCAAAUACUUCCGAUAAAAUACUGUAAAGAUUCAAUCUACAACAGUGCAAAAAUGUGUACAUAUGCUGAGAAGAAAGAUUCAUGUACGAGUGACAGCGGUGGGCCACUUUAUUACUCAAAAGGUCGUCAAUAUGUAAUCGGUUUGGUGAGUUAUGGUGUCGGUUGUGGAACAAAAACGCCAUCAGUCAAUUCCAGAAUCACGUCUUAUUUACCGUGGAUUGUGACGGUGACAGAAGACGAUUCGUUUUGCCGGAAGUCAUGAAAAUGAGGAAGUGAGAUGUCUGUUGAUUGAUUGGCUUGCUUAUAGAAAUUGAAGUUGAGUAGGAAAAGGAAAAUUUUCUUCUUCUUAAAUUUCCUUUUCAAUUCUUUCUCGUUUCUUCAUUGAAACGAGAUAGGAAGAAAAAAACUCAACUCAAUAAACU